Molecule: messenger RNA, 2452 nt
Organism: Aedes aegypti (yellow fever mosquito)
Lineage: Eukaryota; Metazoa; Arthropoda; Insecta; Diptera; Culicidae
Gene: PGS1
Product: CDP-diacylglycerol--glycerol-3-phosphate 3-phosphatidyltransferase, mitochondrial
Exons: 6
Coding region: 659-2155 (498 amino acids)
Biological process (GO): cardiolipin biosynthetic process
Cellular component (GO): mitochondrion
Molecular function (GO): CDP-diacylglycerol-glycerol-3-phosphate 3-phosphatidyltransferase activity
Source: RefSeq, a predicted model, not a curated record
GAACCGCGAGUGUGUGUUUUUGUGCGCUUAGACAUGGUCGAGUCUUUCGUCGUCGUCGUCUUCGUCGCCAGUUCGCAAGAAGAGUGAAUUUAGUGCUGCAGUGCAUUAGUUGUAGCAUAUUGAUAGUGCAGAGUGGAAUAGCUGCGCGCGAGCUGUGCAUUAAAUGCAAAUUUUGAAAGAUUGGUCGCACAUCCCGGCACAGAGUCGCGAAAAGUGGUAACUGCAGUUUUUUCUCCCACCUGAGAAGAAACCGUACGAGUCGGUUGAUUUGAAAUCCAGCGAUAGGCGCAUUUGAUGUGCGGCACAUCUUCUUCGUAUAAUCAUCCGAUAGAGUCCGUCGUUUUGAAAAAGUGCAGUGUCCUAGGCGUGGGAGCACCAGAAGAACUAUCAUGAGUGUUAUAGAUUUCAUCUUCAGUGUAACAUUCACAUCGACGUGUUCAUCCGAAGCUGUUGAUAACACGUAAAUUUCGCCAAACUCAGCUGAUGCUGUACAUAGUAUAGUGAGUUAUCAGUAACGAGGCGUCGUAAACGUCAUUACCAAAGCACGCGGGGUUCAUCGGACGGAUCGAGUCAAUCGAAGUAGGCUCUUGGAAAGUAUUCCGAGAUUCGCGCAGUGGUUCGAGAAAGUUGGCAAAUCAUCCUCCAACCACUGUUCAAAAUGAUUCGCCGCCUAUUCAGCACCCUCAUUACCGAUUACCCACCUGUGGGUGAGUUUCUUCCGGCAGCGUCCACCAAUCCGUCGCAAUCGGCCCAGAAUGGGUCCGCCAACAGUGCCACAACCUUCCGCUCACCACACCUUGAAUCGCUGAACUGGCUGCACACCAUUUCGCCCUGUUUCCCCGUUUCUGGAGACCGUAUCGAAGUCAUCUACGAGCCUUCCGCCUUCUACAACACGCUGGUGUCGAAAUGUGCCGUGGCCAAGCGGAGAAUCAUGCUGGCCAGUUUAUACCUCGGCAUCGGCAGCAAAGAGUCUCAGCUGGUCAAUGCCAUCCACGACAACAUGAAGCAGAACCUGCAGCUGAAGGUGGACGUUCUGCUAGAUUUCACUCGGGGAACUCGAGGGGAGAAGAACUCCCAAACCACGCUUAUGCCUCUGUUGCGUGAGAGCGACAACUUCCGGCUUUCUUUGUAUCACACACCGGUGCUACGGGGACUUACCAAAAAGCUAGCGCCACCUCGGUGGAACGAACUGCUCGGAAUUCAGCACAUGAAGUUGUACCUGGUAGAUGACACGGUAAUCAUCAGUGGAGCGAAUCUAUCCAACGACUACUUCACAAACCGACAGGACCGAUACGUGAUGAUCGAGGACAGCAAGCUGGCCGAUUUCUACGCGGAAUUCCUCAACAAGGUGCAAGAAUUCAGCUUGAAUGUGAAUCGUAACGGUGAAGCAUGCUUGCACGAUAGCUGGAACAUGCUGCCGUACAAGAGCGCCCAAGCGGAUUUUGCUGGUGAAGCCCGCGAGCGGAUACGAAACUACUUCAAAGGGGUACUGGAACGACAACGGAGCGUCUGCGAGGAGGACAAAGUGUCCGACACGUGGAUCUUCCCGCUGAUUGAGAUGGGACAGCUGGGCAUCCAUCACGACAGUCUGGCCACCAAGAAUCUGCUCUCGGGGUGCUUGAAGGAUUCCAAACUCAAACUGGCUACCGGUUACUUCAACCUCACGGAAACCUACAUGGACACGCUCACCAAAGACUGCCAGGCGGAAUGCAGCAUUCUGAUGGCGCACCCGAAUGCAAACGGUUUCCUUGGCGCCAAAGGCCCAGCCGGUGGCAUUCCGGCGGCGUACUCCCUGAUCGCCCGGAAAUUCUACGAAAAGCUGAAACAAUCGGGCCAGGACCAUCGGGUGUCCCUAUUCGAAUACGAACGGCCCGGUUGGACGUACCACGCCAAGGGCCUGUGGUAUUACCUGCCCGGUUCGACGCUACCGAACGUCACACUCAUCGGAUCGUCCAACUUUGGCGAACGAUCGGUCAAUCGGGACCUGGAGGCACAGAUCUGCGUAGUUACAACCAACGGUGGGCUACAGCGCAAGCUGCAAUCCGAGUUCGAGAACAUCCUGCAACAUUCUACGACGGCGGAAGCGGAACUGACGGCACGACCGGUACCGCGGUGGGUCCGGGCCGUUGUCGGCUUGUUUAGGAACUUUUUCUAAGUCACAUUCUCCAAUUGCUGUUGAUGCCAUGUCUUCUGCUCGGCAGUAUUUGAGCGGAUUUUUCUCACAUUUUAGCCGUACAACCAUCGGAAUACCUACGUCACCAAAUCUAGCUAGCUAGGUAAGAGUUAAUUUGUUGACUAGUUAAUUUAUUUUAACUUGCGAGCCAGGCAAACAAACUACAAGUGUUGAACGCUUUUUUUCAAAACUAACGAAGAAGAUUUCUGAUUGUAAAAUAUUGAUACCUACAAUGUUGAGCUACUGAACAUGGUUUUUACUUGUUCGUUAAAAGCAGGG